AGCUGGAAGCAGCUGCUGUCCAUCACUUUGUAUGAAUCAGAUGUAGCUUGUGCUGCUGACAGGUUGCCUCUGACGAUCUCUGCAUGGUCGCGUGUGCCAUCUGGAUGCUCCUGCCCUGCCGAAAGAGCUGCACAGCACAUGCGGCACAGCACAGAGGACACACUGCACUGUCAUCACUCUGCAGUUUCAAGUCCCUCUCUGGAAUGUGCACAGACGCCUUACUGGCAGACCUGGAAUCCACCACCUCACAUAUCUCCAAGCGACCAGUGUUUCUCACAGAGGAAACACCUUACUCCUAUCCAACUGGAAACCACACGUACCAGGAGAUUGCUGUGCCCCCUCCAGUGCCCCCACCACCUUCCAAUGAGGCCCUGAAUGGAACUGUGAUCGACCCCUUAGACCAGUGGCAACCCAACACACCCAGAUACAGCCACCAGCAACCUCAGUCCCAGUCUCCUAUAUACAGCUCUAGUACCAAAAGCUCCAGUGCCUCGGUUCCUAAAGACGGGCUCAGCUCUCCUUCUCCCCGUGCCAGUGAAGAGGAACACGUCUACAGUUUCCCGAACAAGCAGAAGUCUGCAGAACCAUCUCCCACCAUGACCAGCUCCUCUCUGGGCAGCAACCUCUCAGAACUGGACAGACUCCUCCUGGAACUGAAUGCUGUUCAGCAUACACCUGCCAGUGGCUUCCCAGCAGAUGAAGCUGGCAGAAGCCCAUCACUGCCCAGCGUGGCUGGACCUCACUACGUUGUCCCAGAGAACAGCAGCUCUGGGGGAGGGAAGGCUGCACCCCCGACAAAGGAAAAGCCAAAGCGCAACGGUGCCCGUGGGAUCGAGGAUGUGCGUCCCAGCGUGGAGAGCCUGCUGGAUGAGCUGGAGAGCUCCGUGCCAAGUCCAGUGCCUGCCAUCACUGUGAGCCAGGGUGAGGUGAGCAGCCCCCAGCGGGUCACUGCCAGUCAGCAGCAGACCCGCAUAUCUGCUUCCUCAGCUACACGAGAACUGGAUGAGCUGAUGGCAUCUCUCUCUGACUUUAAGUUCAUGGCACAGGGGAAAGCCGGGAGCAGCUCCCCUCCAUCCACAGCCUCCAAGCCUGGCAGUCAGCUGGACACCAUGCUGGGAAGUCUCCAGUCUGACCUGAACAAACUGGGUGUAGCUACAGUUGCCAAAGGUGUCUGUGGAGCCUGCAAGAAGCCGAUUGCUGGGCAGGUAGUUACAGCCAUGGGGAAAACCUGGCACCCUGAGCACUUCGUCUGCACCCACUGCCAGGAGGAGAUCGGGUCGCGGAACUUCUUUGAGCGGGAUGGGCAGCCCUACUGCGAGAAGGACUACCACAACCUCUUCUCCCCUCGCUGCUACUACUGCAACGGGCCCAUCCUUGAUAAAGUGGUGACGGCUUUGGACAGGACAUGGCACCCUGAACACUUUUUCUGUGCCCAGUGUGGAGCUUUCUUUGGACCUGAAGGAUUUCAUGAGAAGGAUGGCAAAGCCUAUUGCCGCAAGGACUACUUUGACAUGUUUGCUCCCAAAUGUGGAGGCUGUGCCCGGGCUAUCCUGGAAAACUACAUCUCUGCCUUGAACACCCUGUGGCACCCCGAGUGCUUUGUCUGUCGGGAAUGUUUCACCCCGUUCAUCAAUGGCAGCUUCUUUGAGCACGACGGGCAGCCCUACUGCGAGGUGCACUACCACGAGCGCCGUGGCUCCCUCUGCUCCGGGUGCCAGAAGCCCAUCACAGGACGCUGCAUCACUGCCAUGGGCAAGAAAUUUCACCCUGAACACUUUGUCUGUGCCUUCUGCCUCAAGCAGCUCAACAAAGGAACCUUCAAAGAGCAGAACGACAAGCCCUACUGCCAGAACUGCUUCCUCAAGCUCUUCUGUUAGAGGCACCAUCGAUGGGCGCUAAAGCAUCUUUCUGCCACCCCCUCGGCAGUUCUGUCUCUCUGAACAUUACUGUGAUUUAGGAACCUUACCAGGCAGGGGAGGAGGGGGGUGGGGGGUGGGGAGUGCUUUCUGCUGCUGUGGAGAGGCAGUAGAUCCAGAGAUGAGACGGACCAUUAAACUGGAAACGCCCUUGCUGUGUCUCAGUAGAGAGAGGCCGAGAUCCCUCAUGACGGUGUGUGUGUCUGUGUGUGUGACUGACAGCUGAGCUUAGCUCGAGGGCUCCAACAGGGAGAGCUUCCCAGCCCCCUCCUGGCAGCAGGAGUCUUUGCCAGUACGUUUCAGCCUGUGUCAGCUCCCUGAGCAAAUCGAGACACUUGCAGACAACACAGCCCUCUGCUUUGACACCUCCUUCUCAGGCUUUUGCCUGCACGUGUGCAGGGUGAGCGACAGCCCAGCAAGGGCACCCUGUAACCUCAGGGCCACCCUGGCUCCCCUCACAGAGCCACACCAUGUGUGUGACUUGCUGAGACCAGAGCACCAGCACAGGCAGCCAAGACCCUGCAAGGGUCUCUCCAGUUCCAUUACACUGUAAGGAGAUAAUACCACUUACUUUUUUUUUUUUUAAUUAAGAGGAAUCAAGAUGUUACUGUGUGGGGUGGGGUUUUUUUCCCCCUAGUUUGUUAUGUCCUUUCUCGAUGCCUUUUCUCAGCACACCAGAGCAGGAGGUGGGAUAAACCCUGACCACCCCUUAGUGCUGAUGUGUGCUCCUUGUGGGAACAUCCCAUGCCAGGCAUCUCCAUCCAGGCCAGCUCAGGGCAUCUGCUCCCCUCGCCUGCUGCUCCUGGGGGAGAGGAAGAGGGAUCAUCCCUUCUUUAAAUGCAGGUGCAGAGAGGUCAGAGCAGCCUUUUUCAUCCAUCCCUGUUAUGAGUGAGUGUGGUGUGUGUGUGUUUAUCUGGCCUGAAACUCUCCCAUCUGUCAGGGCCUGAAACUGUCACAAGAGUGGGGAGAAGUGGAGGGGGUUAAGAAGCCAGGAGAAAAAAAAAAAUCCUAAAUUUAUAUCCUUUCUUCCUCUUUGCUAAUGAGACCUGUCAGCCCCUUGGUGUUUCCGUUUUCUGUGCUCUUGUUAAACAUGUUCUACUGAGAGAUGCUACAGCAAUAACCUUUUAUAUUGACUGUUACUGGUAUAACAAGUCCCGUGGGUCAGGUGUGCGUGACACACCUGGAAUUUUACUAUCAAAGUGAAUACUGUAUCCAGUCUUUGAUAAGAACUGUAGAUUUCUACACUGAUUUUGAAUUCAUAUCUAAUUUACUUUUAAUCCUCUUAUACAGAAAUUGGUUUUGAAGUGAUUUUAAGAAAGCAACUUUUAUAUCAAGCUGUGCUGUUCUAGGCAGUGUGCCAGUUGUGCUGGCUUGCUGCAUCUAUAACCUCAAUGCUUUGUUAAGCUGAACUAACAUUCAAUAUUUCCUUUUUAUUGCGGGUUGGGAGGGGCUGGAAUCUAUGGGGAAGGGAACGUGACUUGUAUUUUUUCCCUAGCACAGGCAGGUGAACUGUGAAUAGCUUUUUUUUUUUUCCCUCCUCUGGGUCACCUGAAAGUGUGUUUUCUGGUUUUAUUGUAACCUGUAAACUGCUGUAUUUGAAUCACCUGCCUUUCUCCCAAAGCCCAGCUUCCAGGAUGUUUGAGUAAGUCUUAAUGUGAUGCUUUGGGGGAGGAGCUAAGACCUUUGCCCUCUGUUUCUCCUCUUCAGGCACCUGAAAUCAGAGCAGGGUAAAUUGGGGAAGGCGCUCCUUUUGUCCUGUGGAAAAAAGGUCUUGUGACUGAAGAGGAGAAACUGGGAGAGACAGACUCUGUUCCUGACUAACUGUGUAACUUUGGGCCAGUCACUAAACCUUACUGUGCCUCAGUUUCCCCAUCUGUAAAAUGGGGGCAGUUUAGCCUGGAUUUGUGAGGUUAUUGUGAGGCUUAGCUCGUGUUUGCUAAAGCACUUUUAGGUCUCUGGCUGGAGGGUGCUAUGGAGAGGGAAGGACUGCACUGAAAUUCCCAGUGCUGUUCUGUGGUACCAGCCGAGGCAGCCCAGGGAGCAGUGUUUGGAAUUACUGCUCCAGAGUGCUACAGCACUGUCACCAGAGGCAUCUGGGUGUGCUUUGCAGCUUGGCAGGUGCAUUAGGGGCCCAGGGGUGGCUGUGUCAGAAACCAGCUCAGCCUUGGGGGAAAACUGCAGGUCCCUGUCACACAACCUUGUCGUGGUGCUGCCCUGCCCUGCUCGGAUCACUGAAACUGUUUCACUCAUUUCCCCUACAAAUGAACUCAGUGUGUGGGUGUGAGGCCGAAGGGAGCUGUGAGAGCACUGGAGCUGUGUCAGCUGGGCUGAGUGUAGCUCUGGGAGAGUUCAUGAGGCAAGAAUCCUUAUGCAUUUGCCUUUUCAUCUGUGAAGUCGAUUUGACUUAAAUGGGUGUUCCUAAGCUGCGUGUGUUUAUCUCACUGAAAAGGUCAGUCCUUGGUGCCACUGAGAGGACACACAGCUGUUGUGUCCGAGUGUCAGAAAGGGGUGAGAUGUUUUUGGCACUGCCACUAUGUGCGUGACACCUGCAAACUGUGUAAUCGUGUGCCUCAGUUUCCCUGCGCAGGGAGUCUUUAACCUACCUCACUCACUGCUGGUUGAGGGUUGUGUCAGUGACACUCCUGGCACACGUGGAAGGCCCUGGGUGCUGUGAGGGCUGUCGGGGGCCGAGGGGAGGCUCGGUGUCCUUAGUGCUUAACUGAGAUCAUUACACAUUUACCUCCUGCCUUCAUCUGGUGCCUGACACGCUGGGAUGUUGCACCGAUGCUACUCUGCCAAAUAACGACUUGUGGUGUCCCAAAUGCCUGUGUAGUUCAUUGCAGGUGCAGUUCUAGGGUGGCACAGCCGGGUGUGGGGCUGGGGAUGGUGCUGGGGGUCCCCAGCCCUGGAGAGGAGCGGGCAGGGGCUGUGAGAGCUGCUCCGAGAGGGUCUGUGUGUGCACCCCCGGACCGGGCGCUACCCCUGGGGAAGGUCUUUCUCUCCACGUCCGGGCUGGGCUGGGGGAAGCUUGGCUGGGUCGACAAUUAUUUGAUUUUUUUCCCCCCCCUCUCAUGUAAACUUCUAACUCCGCUUUUUUUUUUCCAUUUUAAAUUCUUGCAGUUACGCCAAUAAAGUUUUUACCGUUAUUCUCA
Molecule: messenger RNA, 5068 nt
Organism: Neopelma chrysocephalum (saffron-crested tyrant-manakin)
Lineage: Eukaryota; Metazoa; Chordata; Aves; Passeriformes; Pipridae
Gene: PXN
Product: paxillin
Exons: 12
Coding region: 84-1877 (597 amino acids)
Biological process (GO): substrate adhesion-dependent cell spreading; transforming growth factor beta receptor signaling pathway; endothelial cell migration
Source: RefSeq, a predicted model, not a curated record